Molecule: messenger RNA, 2904 nt
Organism: Aspergillus terreus NIH2624
Lineage: Eukaryota; Fungi; Ascomycota; Eurotiomycetes; Eurotiales; Aspergillaceae
Exons: 4
Coding region: 1-2904 (967 amino acids)
Source: RefSeq, a predicted model, not a curated record
AUGGCUCCUGGCCGCUUAUCAUCCGACGCCUCUGUUACUAUUUCUUCAUCCGCCUAUCACCAAGGGUCUGACCCCGGAGCUUGGCCAAGUCCUCCUCCGUCUGCCCCUGUUCCUACAACGUCGACCGCACCUGGCUCUCUUCCUUCUUCCUCUCCUCAUCCGUCUCCGUCGGUCUCCUCCCCCAGACCCGACUCCCUCGUGCGCCGGAAGCCUCUUCCAUCCCAGAAUGCGCCCUCGGUGAUCCCGCAACAUCGCCAAUCCGGGCCCCUCUCCCUCUCCUCCAGUGCAUCGACUCCCGGGGGCGACACGCCGGUAGAUCCCUCACCAGCAAAUCAUCACUCGGAUUCCCCCAGUUCAUACUACUCCUCUCCAGUGCAUGACGCCCCAUCCGCCUCUGUUCCCAGGAACCUGGAUAGAUCCUCCCGUGGUGGCCCCUCAGCGUCUGCGCUUCGGAUAGAUACCGUCGCCGCCUCCUACGCGGGCCUGGAAGACGACGACAGCAGCGACGAAGACACCGAGUACCGCUCCCAGUUCACGAACGGCACCCCGGUACAUAGUCGUCUCGUCAGCGAACCGUUCAUUCCGGUGCUCAGGUCGCCCGCCCCGUUCCAUCAGCGCAACUCGACCAUGGCUCUGCACCCCCCGACUCACCGGCCACCCCCUCUCCGCAUUGAUUCGAACGGAAUUGCAGACCCCAAACAGCCCAAGACCCCCGGAAACAAGAUCAGCUCGUUUUUCGGUUGGCGCGGCGCCGCCUCCUCCCCUGGCGCAGAGUCCUCGAGCACAGAAAUCUCGGAUACUGGCCGUUCUCCAUUGUCCCCCAUGCCUCCCUCCAUACCCAGCGCCUCCUUCUCUAUCACCCCGUCCACGACAAUUCCGUUUGACCCAGUCAAGCGCCAAGGCAGCUUUGGCCUAGGACGGAACCCCUCAUUAAGCAGCUCUGGUGCCCUGGAGGCGGGAGCAUCUGCCCAGGUGGCAGAGCUAGAAAAUGAGCUCCGUGAGAUCAGCUCCGAACUGGCGGGAUCCAUCCGGCGGGAAAUGGAGCUGGAGGACCUCGUCGAGCGGCUGCAGUCCGAGAUGCCCUUGGACAUCCCGAAUCGCCGGACCAGCGAUUAUUUCUCAGACUCGGGCACCAGUUCCAUCCGAUAUACGUACGAUGGACGCUCAGAAGAUUUUGAAAAGUUCCGACGCGCGGCGGAACAAGAAAGAGCCCAAAUCAAGGUCGAACUGACCCAAAAAUGGCAAGAAGAGCGAUCCCGUCGUGCAGCGACGGAAUCACAUGUCCAAAUAUUAGAAUCCCAAGUGCACCAGCUCCGACGCGAAAGAGUGGAAUUGUCGGACCUGUCUUCUAAGAACAAAGAACUGGAGAUCGCGCUAGAUGAUACACGCAGAAAACUAGCAGAGGAGCGGCAGAUCAAAGACAACUUCGAAGACCUUCUGACGGCGAUGAGAGUGGAGUUGGAACAGCUUCGAAACGAUCGCGAUCAUCUGCGGGACGAGGUGAUCCCGCAACUGCAAAGUGGCCGGGGAAUGUCAGACCCAUCAGAGGUCCAACGACUCAUAGAGGAGAUUGAAGCGUUGAAGAUCGAGAACGCUUCGCUCGCUCAGCUACACGGUACCCGGUUUGCUUCUAUUGCCGAAGAGGACGGUUUCUCCAGAAGAAGUUCCGGCCUAUCGCGGUCGAACUCUUUGGCUCGGAUGCCCUCCAAACCCGGCGCUACGUCUCGUUCGGGCUCUCUGUCGCGGUCGAACUCGUUCUCGGUCAAGGAUCGCGAUACUCGUGAGUCCCUGGCGGACCGCAUGGAAGGUGUCGAAGCGCAACGCGAUGCCCUCCACCAGGCUCUCCGGCGCCUUCUCGAACGCCAGGCCUAUGAGGCUCGUGAGUAUGAGAAGCGGAUGAGGCUGAUGGAAUUGGAGCUGGUACGGGCACAGCAUUCGGGAUCCCCGCGGAAGCUGGGAUACGAACGUGAGGUGCAAAAUCUACGAGACGAGGUGAACCAUCUUAGACAGCGCGCCGAAGAGGCUCUGGAGCAGAAAUGGCAGUGCGAAAAGGGUCUCGCCGGACUCAAGAUGGAUCUUGACCGCGCGGAACAGGAGACUGGCUCCCUCCGGGUGUUGCUGCAGGAGCAUGAUAUCAACAUCCCCGAGGCUCUGGCCGCUGAUAAGGAGGGAUUCGCAGAGGUUCUUGCUACCUCUUCCUCCUUGGAAUCGGCCUACCAGCAACUCCAGGCGGCUCGGGAGUCCGCCGAAGCCACUGCCGCCCAGUCUUCACAGGAAGAGCAUCCUCAGCUAGCAGAGACUGUCAGCCGAACGGAAGCCCUCGCCCUCCACGUGCGUAAGCAGCUAGAUGCCAACAAUGCCCUGCGGAGCCGACUGGCCGAGGCCAUCGGCAAGGGUGAAAAGGAACAGCAGGUGUCUGCUAUUCGCAUCAACGAGAUGCAGGCUCGACUCAAAGAGCUUGAAGAUGCCCUUCUAGCGGCCCAGCAACACUCGGAGGAUGAGAUGGCGAGACACGAAGAAGAGAUCCGUCAUCUGCAGGAAAGCCAUAACGAUCAGUUGAUGCGAAUGAAGAAUGGUGGUCGAAGCCCCAUCGCACUCUCUCCCAGGCCCCCUUCGUCGCCUUUUGGCGCCCGGUCUCCCCGCAUCGACAAGACCACCAGCGGAGAUGGAAUUCCGCUGACCCAAGCGAUCCAGUCUGAAACUCUGGAGAAGAAAGUAAAGGAACUCGAGCGGCUUCUCCGGGAGGCCGACCGGGAGAUGGGUGAAGUGGUUAGCCGAAUGAACCGCGCCCAGAUCGAAGUGGCGGAACUUCAGGCAGAUCGGGAUGAGGCGCUGCGUCAAACCCGCCGACUCCAGGCGGAGAUCCAAACCGAACGUGAAACGUUCCACGCCCUGAUGGGCUAA